Molecule: messenger RNA, 2376 nt
Organism: Anopheles arabiensis
Lineage: Eukaryota; Metazoa; Arthropoda; Insecta; Diptera; Culicidae
Product: neuralized-like protein 2
Exons: 2
Coding region: 727-1488 (253 amino acids)
Biological process (GO): intracellular signal transduction
Molecular function (GO): ubiquitin protein ligase activity
Source: RefSeq, a predicted model, not a curated record
UCACAACAAAAACAGAAAAGCAAUUGUGGCAUUCCCACUGGCGACGAAAACAAAACUGCGUUCCGUGUUUUUCGGGCGUUUUACAUCGUUUUCCUGCCCGCUGGUCAGAAAAAAGAGUGGCCAGCUUCGAGCUAGCGCUGCUGGAUAAUGUGAUCCCGAACGAGUACGGCACCGGGGCCCUCUAGUUUUGUGUGUUUUGUGUAAUAGACGCUAGCACUGUGUGGGUUUGUGUGCGGAAGAAAACAAUGAAAGGUGGCAUGGGGCAGCAGCAGCAGUAGCAGAAUUAGAAGAAAAAAAGCAGUGCAUGAUUUGCAACCGAGCGUGAAUCUAAACUCGGCUGCGUAAAUAACACAUCGGCAUUGGGAACCACUAGACGAAGCACGCGUAAACGUUCGGACGCCCGGACGCAUACAGGCGUAACCAAUAGAUUUGGUUCGGUUUCGGAAGAGUAGAACGCAGUAAGCGGUACCAUCACCAACCCCGACCUCUCCGUCACGACACGUUCGAGUGGUUUUUGUGUUGUGGUGGAUGCUGAAAAGAAUCGUUUUUGGUGGAUAUUCAAUUUGCGUUGUGCUUUGCGUGGUCCCUAGUCGACCGGAAGUGCUUUAGCAGGUCAAGGACGCAGCUCGGUUGAUCCGGUGCGGCGAACAACAGAUCCCCGUUGUUGGGCACGCAGCGAAACAGCUACCAACAGCUUCCCGCUUGGGACUGGCAGACGAAUGCAGCAUGACGGUGGUCUAUCCACGUAAAAUGUUGGCCCGAUUUCAUCCGUACCACGGUCAGAACAUUAUUCUGUUUAACGAGAACACGGUUGCGUACCGGAAGGCCAGUUUCGGCAAUGCGCUUACCUUCAGCGAGAACCCGUUGCAGCCGGGUGAAAUCUUUCUGCUAGAGAUUGAGAAGAACGAGCGGGGCUGGAGCGGCCAUAUGCGGUUGGGUCUCACUCAGCUUGAUAUCAAACCAGCCUCCGCACUACAGUACGCCCUGCCCGAUCUGGCCAACCUGGGGCACAGUUGGGUCUUUCCCAUCACACGUUCGGUCGGCAACUCGAUGCUGAAAAGCAACAUCCUCGGCAAUGGGAUCAACGUGAAAACGUCCCGUGGCGUGUUUCCGCGCAGUCUGCUCAAACCGAUCGCCCAGGACGGUGGUGCCAGCACGGACAUACUGCCGACGGACACCAACUCUCGCAUCGGCGUCAUCUUUGUGCCGAGCGAACACGAGGCGGACAAGGCGGAGAUGCACUUCAUCAUCAAUGGGGAGGAUCAGGGCCCGUGCACACACGACAUCCCGUACAAGCAGGGGGCCCUGCACGUGGUGAUCGAUGUGUACGGCACGACGAAGCAGGUGAAGAUCAUCCAGCUGUACGGUAUCUCGACGCUGCAGGGCGCCUGCCGGGAUGCGAUACUGGCGCGGGUGAAGAAAUCGGCCAUUCCCGAGCUGCCGCUGCCGGAAAGUUUGAAAAACUAUCUGCUCCAGUACGGGAUGUAAGUGGUGAGGGGUGUACUAUAUCUUCCCGUCUCUCCCCUAAUACAUUGAAACAGUGAAAUCUCCCAGGGUGAAUGGCUAUAGCGCUGUUUAUUAGUGAGCAGGGUUAAUUUUGUCACAAAACGGGUUCUAAACCUAUACGACCAGUAUCAUGCAAAUGUAUCGGAAUACCUUUUCUCGAGUACGUGCUCGAGUAUGUUUGCAUGGGCUCUUCACAUCUACUUCUUAAGUCAGACUUAAUCAAAGAUCAAACAGCCACAAGCUUAUUAUGAAUGAUUUUUUUUCGAAAUUUUGCUUAUUUUUGGAUUUGACAUGGUGUUAAUGUUAAUCUUACAAAUACAAUUCCACUUGCUGAAUGCGAACUACAUCACAUACUACUAUAAACAGUUCUACUCUCACAACUAUUUUAUAGAAUGUAUUAAUUUGAAAUCAGAACCAAUUCAAAUUUGAAGGAAUAAUCGCUCCCGAGCUAUUUGCUAGUGGGUAAUCAGGUCCUGCAAGACGUUGUAUCCCUUGUCGAAUCAUCCAGAGCAAAACAUGUAUGAAACGAUUCUAUAAAAGAAACUUAUGGAAGGGACACAUGGGUUGAACAAGUUGUGAAUAAGGAUGCUUACAGGGGCGGGGUAAGGAAUAAUUUCUACCGUACUACUACUACAAGGACGUUUUGUCGAUCAAUGUGAAUAGUUAAUCAAAACCCGAAUACCCCGGAACCCCCCCGGGGUCAAGCAAAUCCAAAUUGUCCUGCACGACGCUCAGUAUAUGAUUGUCCCAAAAUUUGUGAUUUUGUGUGUGUGUUGGAAAGUUUGUGUUUCUUUUUAAAGCAUAGUGUACGAAGGUGAACGACAAGAAUGAAUAAAUAUAGAAUAUCCUACAAUAUUGGUGAAAUAUAUA